This is a messenger RNA of Rosa chinensis, 1227 nucleotides long. RefSeq lists its product as uncharacterized. The transcript has a single exon. The record is from RefSeq and is a predicted model, not a curated record. Bases 1 to 1227 code for a protein of 408 amino acids. NCBI's taxonomy places the organism in Eukaryota, Viridiplantae, Streptophyta, Magnoliopsida, Rosales, Rosaceae.
AUGGGCAACGACGAUGUCCUCUCACCACCACUCAAAGAUCACGGCAAAUCAAAAGCCGAUUCCUCCAAUCCUCCUACAUCUGAGAUGUCAAAAUCUGACCUCUCUAAUCCCUUUUUCACACAUUAUUCAGAUCAUCCAGGUCUAGUCCUAGUCUCUAAGCCCCUGAAUGGAGACAAUUAUACAGGAUGGAAAAGGGCUAUGACCCUAGCUCUGAAUUCUAAGAACAAAUUUGGUUUUGUGAACGGCACAAUAAAGGCUCCCUCAGAAGAGACAAACCUAGAAGGCUAUGCGACUUGGUCGCGUUGUAAUGAUAUGGUUCAUUCAUGGAUCAUCAACACCAUUGAUUCAGAAAUCACCGACAGCGUCAUCUACUAUCCUACUGCUCAUGAAGUACGGGAAGAUCUUCGUGAGCGAUUCUCUCAAGGCAACGCACCACAAAUUUUUGAGAUUCAGCGAGAAAUCGCUUGUCUCCGACAAGAGCAGCUGUCAAUCCCAGCCUACUAUACAAAAUUGAAGGGCCUAUGGGAUGAAUUAGCUACCUAUUCAGAGAUAUCUCGUGGACCACAGGCAGAACAACAAAGACUCAUGCAGUUUCUAAUGGGUUUGAAUGAUACUUACAGUUCUGUUCGCGGUCAAAUUCUUCUAAUGAUUCCAUUGCCAAUAGUUCGUAAAGCAUAUGCAGCAGUCGCCCAAGAUGAGAAGCAACGUUCUCUUUGUGCUUCUCAUCCUGUUGCAGAUUCAUCUUCAAGCGCAGCCAUGGCCGUGCGCAAUUCAGGGAGACCCAAUCCCAAUUUAGGAAGAGGAGGACGUUUUGAGAGAUUUGACCGACAAAACCAGCGUCAAGACCGCAAUUUUGCAUCUCAGGAAGUACGCCGUGUUGACACUGACCGGCGUCAAGGCUCUGGCAAGGGGAGACCUCAUUGUACUUACUGUGGAGAUCCGAGUCAUUGGGUGCAGACUUGUUACCAAUUGAUUGGGUAUCCUCCAGGUCACCCUAAAGCCAAACAGGGCACUGGUUUUUCAAAGCAAUCUAGACUAGCAGUGCUUUCCAUCAAUCAGGUUGGUGAUGCAGUUAGAGAUGCUAAUGGGCCAAAGGUGACACUUACUGAAGCCCAAUUUAAACAAUUUAUGGCUGCUCUCAAUAAUCCAACUUCGAAGCUUAAUUCAAAUGCAAGCUCAAGUCCUACAGCCAAUGCCGUAACAAAACCAGGAUCUGGCUACAAAUAG